Molecule: messenger RNA, 1560 nt
Organism: Strongyloides ratti
Lineage: Eukaryota; Metazoa; Nematoda; Chromadorea; Rhabditida; Strongyloididae
Product: Transmembrane protein 104
Exons: 4
Coding region: 1-1560 (519 amino acids)
Source: RefSeq, a predicted model, not a curated record
AUGGCAGGAGUCACAGAUAUUGGUGCGGGUCAUACAUAUUCUACUCCAAUUGGAUUAUUGUAUGUUUUUAAUUUAAUUGUUGGUACUGGAGCAUUAGCUUUACCAAAGGCGUUUCAAACAGCUGGAUAUGCAUUAUCAAUAACGUUACUUGGAAUAUCUGCAUUUAUAUCAUAUAUAUGUGCAACAUUUAUUAUUGAAGCAAUGAGUGUAUCUAAUGCUUUAAUUUGUAAGAAUGGAAAAUCAAAAAAAUUUCAAGUUCAAAAUAUUGAUAAUACAAAUGAGAAUAAUGAAAAUACAACAUUACAAAAUGAUAUGUAUUCAUAUAAUAUUGUAGAGAAAGUUGAAGUUAGUGAAAUGUCAAAUUUAAUACAAAAUCGUUUUGGUGUUUUUUUGUGCUAUUUAUCUUUAACUAUUUAUUUAUUUGGAGACUUAGCUAUUUAUUCAACAACUGUUCCAAAAUCAUUGAUGAAUGUUAUAUGUGGUUCUGUUAAUGCUACAGUAACAGCAUCGGUUGAUUCACCAUGUUAUGAUCAUUGGCCAAUAUUUUUUUCAAGAUUUGUUAUUUAUCGUAUAUGUGUUAUAUUAUUUAUAGCUUUUUGUGUUCCAAUGGUUAUAAUUGGUAUUACAAAAACUAAAUAUAUUCAAUUAUCAACAUCUAUUUCAAGGUGGACGGCAUUUUCAUUAAUGAUUGUUUUAGCAUCAAUUCAAUUAAUGAAAGAAGGUUCUCAAGGAAAACCACCUGCAUUUGAUUGGAAUAAUUUUGGAAAUCUUUUUGGUGUUUCUGUGUACUCAUUUAUGUGCCAUCAUUCAAUUCCAUCACUUAUCACUCCAAUGAGAAAUAAAUCAAAUCUUUAUCGAAAUUUAUUUAUUAUUUAUCUCGUUGUUCUUGGAUUCUAUGUUACUUUAUCAACAACAGGUGCUUUUGCAUUCAAACAUGCUCAAGAUAUAUAUACAUUAAAUUUUCUUCAUGAUCAAAAUACUUCUCCUAUUUAUACAGUAAUUGACUACUUUUUAGCAUUAUUCCCAGUAUUUACUUUAACAACAAAUUAUCCAAUUGUUGCCAUUACUCUUAUCAAUAAUUUAAGAGUACUAUUAGAAAUGAUUGCUGUUCAGGGACAAUCGUUAUCUUCAAAUAAUGAUACUGAAACUGAGCAUCUUUUAAGUGAUUCUGAGAAUGAGGAGACAGAAAGAGAGAGAAGAAAUGGUGAUAGUGGGUUGACAUCAACAACAACUAGAAAUAAUAGGAGUAAUAAAUUAUUUUCAAAUGUAUUUAUACCAUUAAUUGCUAUUGCAUUACCAACAAUGUUAUCAUUAUCAACAGAAAAUGUCUUAUUAUUAGCAUGUAUUACAGGAUCCUAUCCAGGUGUUGGAGUUCAAUUUAUUAUUCCAUGUUUGGUAGUUAUUGGAGCUAGAACCGUAGCAAAAAAACAAUUAAAUCAAGAUAUCAAAAAUAGUCUUGCUAGUCCAUUUCAACAUGCAAUUUGGCCUUAUAUUGUUUUAUUAUGGUCAGGAUUCGCAUUGAUAAAUGUAACUAUCAAUUUAACAAACAAAAUAGUAUAA